GAUCUAUUAUGUUUAAUGAAUGUAAUAUUUGUAUUCAGUAAGUUAGCCGGGAAGGUUAUCUAUGUGACUGGGGGUAGCCGAGGUAUUGGUCUCACUAUGGCACUCAAGGCUGCACGAGACGGAGCUAAAAUCGUUGUUGCUGCAAAAACAGCCGAUCCUCAUCCUAAGUUACCUGGUACCAUCUAUACAGCAGCUAAGGAGAUAGAAGCUGCUGGCGGUCAAGCUCUUCCUUGUAUCGUCGACGUCAGAGAUGAGGGUCAGGUUCAGGCCUCCAUAGAACAGGCGGUCAAACAUUUCGGCGGUAUAGACAUUCUCAUCAAUAACGCCAGUGCCAUCAGCCUGACAGGGACCCAGGAGACGGAUAUGAAGAGAUUCGAUCUCAUGCAUCAGAUUAACACGAGGGGAACCUACCUAGUCUCUAAGUGUGCUCUACCCUAUCUCAAGGAGAGUGCUAAAAAGGGACGAAACCCUCAUAUUUUAAACAACUCCCCUCCAUUGAGCAUGAACCCUAGAUGGUUUAGAGAUCAUGUUGCCUACACAAUGGCUAAGUAUGGAAUGUCAAUGUGUGUUCUAGGCAUGUCGGAGGAAUUUAAAAAGGACGGAAUCGCAGUUAACGCUAUUUGGCCCAAAACUGCUAUUAUUACCGCGGCUAUGGAGAUGCUCGGAGGCGGAAAGGAUAUCGCCUCGCAAUGCCGGAAACCGGAUAUCAUGGCGGAUGCUGCAUAUGUUAUUCUGACCAGAGACGCAAGAAAUUUUACAGGAAACUUCUGUGUUGAUGAGAAGGUUCUCCGUGAGGAGGGAGUAACAGAUUUCUCCCAGUAUCUAGCUGCACCUGGACAAAAGGAGGAGGAUCUUAUGCCUGAUUUCUUCCUGGAUGAGUUCCUAGAAAUUGAACAAAAGAAUCUUGUUGAGAGACAGACAGCCAAGGUUCAGAGUGGUUCUAGUUCAAGUCCAGCUGCUGCUAAUUCUGGCUCAAUCGAGCAGACAUUUGAAAAAGUUUCAGAGUAUUUCAGCGAGGAUAUCGUAAAGAAGACCAAUGCUGUUUUUGCCUUCAGUAUUCCAGAUGAUAACUCUGAAUGGUAUAUUGACCUGAAGAAUGGUGCCGGCAGCUACGGUAAGGGUCAACCUGCCAGUGCAGCUGAUGUUACCUUCACCCUUAAAUCAGCUGAUUUUGGCAAAAUGUUCAGCGGGAAGUUGAAGCCAACCACCGCCUUUAUGACCGGCAAGCUGAAGAUCGCCGGGAAUAUGGGGAAGGCGAUGUCCCUGGAGAAGUUGAUGGGAAAGAUGCAGAAGAGAUCCUUCUCCACUUCAAUCCAACCUCGUUCACCAAAGAGCAAGCUUUAAGAAGGACCCAGAGCAGAAUUGAAACCUGAAAUCUGCUCACUGUAUACUCUGAGUACUAAACCAGGAUUGAGAGCUUAUCUCUUUAACCUUGUAAAAACUGUUUUGUUAUAAUAAUAUAUUUCUAUUUUAGAA
Eurytemora carolleeae is the source of this 1476-nucleotide messenger RNA. It is a transcript of the gene Hsdl2, whose product is annotated as hydroxysteroid dehydrogenase-like protein 2. The transcript is spliced from 8 exons. NCBI's taxonomy places the organism in Eukaryota, Metazoa, Arthropoda, Copepoda, Calanoida, Temoridae. Gene Ontology annotation, cellular component: mitochondrion. The record is from RefSeq and is a predicted model, not a curated record. Bases 16 to 1344 code for a protein of 442 amino acids.